AUGAUACAAUUAACAUUCGUUGGAACGCAUGGAAUGCAAAAUUAUUUUCUUCUAGUAACUUUUUUUUUCCUGUUAAUAUCGAAAAACUUUGCACGAGCGUACUCUAUAUCUUGGGUUUACGAGGAUCUUGUGGCGCAUCCACAGUACAAAGUUGUUUAUGAAAAUCAAUUUAUUCCCAACAGUAGCCUAGAGAAUAUUGUUUUUGAUGAAGUCCAGACGGAAAAUAGUAUCGUUCCUUCCGCGUCUCAGGAUACAUCAAAUAAUGCAGAUACCAAGAAAACUUCAAUCAUGAUGCGUACGGCCUCCGGGCAAUCUUACAUAUGUCAGAUACCAUAUGUUUCUAAUCUAACGGUGGUGGAAGAAAAAAAGCCCGAAGAAAAAAAUGAUAAUGUUGAAUUGAUGAAUAAGGGUUUGGCGCUUUUAGAACCCAUGAAAGACGAUUGCUUAUAUUAUAUUCAUGGAUGGUGGACUUAUGAAUAUUGUCAUCUCAGGCAUGUUCAGCAAUUUCAUGGGAUGCCACCUGCAGAAAAUUCAAAUGUGGUGUACCUUUUGGGUAGAUAUGAUCCUCGAAUGGCAACGUUGCCGGGGAAAACUGCGCGUAAUAAGCAUUCACUAGGCACCGAUUUGCAAGCGGGUAGGGGAAAAAAAUAUUUAGUUCAACGUUGGGGUGAUGGUACAACCUGCGAUUUGACCGGAGAGCCUAGAAAGGUUGAGAUUCAGUUUCAUUGCAAUCCUCAAUCCAGAGAUGGCAUUGCUUUAGUAAAAGAAAUGUACACCUGUUAUUACCUGAUUGUCAUACACACACCAAGGUUAUGUAACGAUCCAGCGUUUCACAGCAAAACUUCUUUCAAUGUUAAUCCCAUAGAAUGCUGGCCGAUUGAACAAUAUGAACGUAGCUUGGAAAGUCAACCCAAGAGCUUAGAAAGUGAUUCGCAAGAAGAGAACUCUAGUGUUAAUAGCGAUGAGGCCAGAGAUGAAGAAAGUAAAGAAGAGACGGAAGAUUUAACGGAUAAAGAUGGUCACCUAGAUCAAUUGCUUCGUGAUCAGACGAAAUCAGAAAAAUUAAUAUCUAUCGUGAAUAUGUACGUGGCAGAAAUGAAAGACCUAGAUGAAUCGAUGGAUGAGGAGAAGCAAUCUGGUGAUCAUAAACGUAAGGUUAAAUUUUAUAUCAUGAAUGAUGGACAAAUAAAACCGUUAGAAAAUACCGAUUCGACGGCCAAAAAUGAAGAAUCAUCAGACACUAAAACCCACAACGACGACGAUAAUAAAGAAAUUUAA
This is a messenger RNA of Acaulospora morrowiae, 1278 nucleotides long. The record is from the annotation of a GenBank genome assembly. NCBI's taxonomy places the organism in Eukaryota, Fungi, Glomeromycota, Glomeromycetes, Diversisporales, Acaulosporaceae.